UCUUGCUGAGGUUUAUAAUUUAAAUUUUUUUAUACUUCUCUUUGUUGGAAUUUUUUUAUAUAAUUAUUUUAUUUCAGUGGUUUAUGGCGCCUAAGAGAACAAGAGGUAUGUCAAUGGAGGAAUUGCUCCCCCCAUCUCCUUUGAGACGUAAAAAGGGCAAGCACCAGGCACGAACAUCUCAACAACGUAGUUUGAGUUCGAGUCAGCCUCUAGUUAAUUCAUCAAGACAGCCUACUUCCUCGGUUCAAAGUGAACAAGCAUCUGUUGUGAGACGUCAACGCGCUCAGCUAGAGACACAACUAUCUCAGCAAAAUGUUGUUGCUUCUGGGGAUGACCAUUUGACAGGCCAACUAGAUGAGUCAGAGCAAAUGGAAUCUGAAGAUAUUAGUAAAGGACGUGGUGCUGCUCGGAGUAUUUCUCAAUGGGGGACUGGAAACAUAUUGCAUGUUACGUUUGAUCCUGAGUGGAAGCCAAUUAAAGCUAAUGCAUCAUUGUUUAGUUCACAGCUUGGAAUCAUUGCACGAAAUGGAAAAAAAAUUCCUCUAACAUAUCCUACAUGGAAUGACAUGCCUGAUGAUAUAUUAGACGACAUUUGGAAGGAUAUCACAGAUAAUACAGAUGCCCCUGAGGCAUAUAGAUUCCAUUGCCUAAAGGUAGUUGGUAAUAGAUGGAGGGAUUGGAAGUGCCGACUGAAGCAGAAAUGGUAUGAUAAAUAUGACACUGAUGAACAACGCUUAGCCAUCACUCCUCCUCGGGUGGUCACAGAGCAGUGGAAGACACUAGUAAAAUAUUGGGGUCUUCCAAAAGUAAAAGAAUGUUCUGAGAUGAAUAAGGUCAAUCGUGCACAAGGAGGUGCUCCACAUAGGACUGGCCGCACAUCAUUUGCUCAGUUGAGAAAUGUGAUGAAAGAGAGAGGAGAGAAGACUGAUCGUCUGAGCAUGUUUAUCAAAACUCGAACAAAGAAGAAGAAAAAUGAUGAAGAUGAAGUUUUUGAUGAGGACAGUGCUGAUAUUAUUAAUCAAUUCAACCAAUGUUUGGAAGAAAGGGAAGAAGAUGAACAAGAUGAGUUAUUUAGAGAGGAGAUAUUUACUAAAGUGAUGGGAACUGAUGCACAUGGGCGUGUUCGCAUGUAUGGGGCUGGUGUAACUCCAUCUCAAGUGUUUGGUCAAAAAUCAAAUUAUGACAAUAAUGAGAAUAGGAUGAGAGAGGAGCUAGAGAAACAAUAUCAGUCAAAAAUAGAUGAUCUCCAAUCCAAGUUAAAUGAGGUCAGCUCACAACUCAGUCAAGUAAUGACUCAUGUUGGUUUCCAAACCACCCCAGAAGAAAGCGGAAGCGGCCAGAUUCCAGAUGCCUCAAGUAUGCAUCAACGAAGACUUAGUGUUAAUAGCGAGCUGCAGCCUAAUUUAGACUUGGAGGCAUAAAAGAAAUUAUUUUCAUUAAAAGGUUAGGGGUGGAGAUGAAAUACAAGAUAAUGAUGACUCCUUCAAGUUUAAACUCUAUUAAUUUUAGUACUUUUGAAUCCUAAUAUUUUGUUUUAUAUCUAGAGAUGGUAUUGUUUACAUAUGACUUGAGAUUUGAGAUUCUAUAAUUAUUAGGUUUUUUUUUUGUGUGAAUGCAAAAGAUGAUACUUUCAAGUA
Prunus avium (sweet cherry) is the source of this 1637-nucleotide messenger RNA. The record is from RefSeq and is a predicted model, not a curated record. NCBI's taxonomy places the organism in Eukaryota, Viridiplantae, Streptophyta, Magnoliopsida, Rosales, Rosaceae.